Molecule: messenger RNA, 1599 nt
Organism: Thermochaetoides thermophila DSM 1495
Lineage: Eukaryota; Fungi; Ascomycota; Sordariomycetes; Sordariales; Chaetomiaceae
Exons: 4
Coding region: 1-1599 (532 amino acids)
Molecular function (GO): 2-oxoglutarate-dependent dioxygenase activity
Source: RefSeq, a predicted model, not a curated record
AUGCUAGCAAUAAACGGCCCAGAGGAACUGGUGCCCCACAGAAUCCUCUCAGAAUGUGCUGACAGCCUGGAAAACGACUCCGCCAACAAACCCGUGUUGGUGAGCUGCUCCGAACCUAUGGUUGAGCUCCUGCAACGACAGGCUCUACAGCUCCGAAGCAUAUACGAAAGCCAGCCAAAAACUGACACCGAAAAGGUUUCAAUUAAUUAUGGCUUACUAAGGAAGCGGCUCGAUGAUUUGAUCGAAGACUCCUACACUCAGUUUUACGCUUUCCCAUUUCACGAAGUCCCAGUUUGCUGGCGGCAGUUGUAUACUGAUGCCAGCAUUCUCAAGUUUUCUUUGCUGUUCUCUCAGUGGCAGCCGGUCAUCAGCAUCUUGACUGAGGGCAAGCGGGGAUCCGUUGCUCAAGAAGACGAAGAGAAACUGAACGAGAUGAUUCAAGUCUUGGACCUGGCUCUCAUCCUUGCAGGUGCAGCUGGAGAGAGGCGAGGAAGGCCGUGGAUAGACAAGGCUCUACUAAUGCUAGAGAAUCUUUGGUUGGCAGUCUCCUCCCCAUCACAAGCUUCAAAGGAGCCGUACGAUGCUGCAGAAAAUGGAGAGACACCUCCAGCCAAGAAAGCGAGGAUGUCUGCCCCGAACUCUUGGCAUAACACUCCGUCCUUUUCGCACCACGAGCCCUUUACUCCGCCUGUGAAGAACCCAAUUAGACGGGUACAUGCUCUCUCACUAGAGGAGUUCCAGACUUAUCUCAACAUGCCCCCGGAAGACCCAAGUUACAAGUCUCCUCUCCCUCUCGUUAUCACAGGCUUGACAGAUGACUGGCCAGCACGCACAACCAAUCCAUGGAAAAAGCCAGCGUACCUGCUGUCACGAACCUUUCAAGGCCGGCGGCUUGUACCUGUGGAGCUGGGGCGUAGCUAUGUUGAUGCUGGAUGGACACAGCAGCUGAUGAAGUUUGGACAGUUUCUUGAUGACUAUGUCAUCAAUGCUGGGAGGGAGUCAAAGGUCGGGUCAGACUCUGAAGACGACGAAGCCAUGGACGACACAGUCUUCCCCCAGCUCAAUGCCUGGUUUGGACCCCCGCAAACAAUCACUCCUCUUCACACAGACCCCUACCACAACCUCCUUGUCCAGGUAGUCGGCCGCAAGUACCUGCGACUGUAUCCAUCUUGGCUAUCAGGAACACAUCCAAAUGAAAAGGGAGGUGGUCCUAUGCAUGCACGCGGCAAUGAAGGAGGUAUCAACAUGGGCAACACAAGCCGGGUCGAUAUUGGGGUGUUGGAGGGAUGGGACUCUCCCCCUUCGACCCCGAUAGCCACUUCAGAGGAGGGAAGCAAAGAGGGGAGCAGUGAAGUCAAUGAAGAGGAGGAAGAUGAGUUGGAAGAGGGAUGGGAGGAAGAGUUUAGGAAGCUGCCGUACUGGGAUUGUAUCUUGGAAGAGGGGGAUACAUUGUACAUUCCGGUGGGGUGGUGGCACUAUGUCAGGAGUUUGAGUGUGAGCUUCAGUAAGAGUUUGGGUCCUUACAAGCUUUCCCAUGGGGUCAAUGAUAAUGUCUGGAACUGGGAAUAUCGGACAGAGAACGUUGAGUUUAAGUCCUGA